AAUAAUCAGAAGAAGUAGAAGAAGACUUAAUGUGGCGAAAAUUUGUGUCACAGCCAUGUUGGAAAAGUAACGUACAUUUCUCUGUCUAUACCUCCAACAUAAUUGCCGUAGACUUUGGUGUGAUCUGUAUCGUGCUUCGCUGUGGACAACUGUAACGGAAGAGACUUUCCUGACUUCAUUAACAGCUUUCAAGAGUACAGUCAAAAGGGUAAUGACCACUCAGUACAGCAUACUUUUCAAACAGGAGCAUGCUCAUGAUGAUGCUAUAUGGACGGCUGCUUGGGGGAGAAGUCAAAGUGAUGGAUCCGAGACUAUAGUGACGGGGUCUUUGGAUGACAUGGUUAAAGUCUGGAAAUGGUCAGAUGAGAAACUUGAGCUCCAAUGGACUAUGGAGGGGCAUCAGCUGGGCGUGGUCUCGGUAGACAUCAGUCACAAUGGAGCCAUCGCUGCGUCCAGCUCAUUGGAUGCUCACAUUCGACUCUGGGAUUUGGAGACCGGAAAGCAGAUUAAGUCUAUGGAUGCCGGGCCAGUGGAUGCGUGGAGCGUGGCCUUCUCUCCUGACUCAAAGUACAUCGCCACAGGGAGCCAUCUGGGGAAGGUCAACAUCUUUGGUGUUGAAAGUGGAAAGAAAGAACACUCUUUAGACACCAGAGGGAAAUUUAUUUUAAGCAUAGCAUACAGCCCUGAUGGAAAGUACCUAGCGAGCGGAGCCAUAGAUGGAAUCAUUAACAUCUUUGAUAUUGCAACUGGAAAGCUACUCCACACGCUUGAAGGACAUGCCAUGCCUAUAAGAUCCCUGACAUUCUCACCAGACUCCCAGCUCCUAGUGACGGCCUCAGACGAUGGAUACAUUAAGAUUUACGACGUGCAGCACGCCAAUCUGGCAGGAACACUCAGUGGCCAUGCUUCUUGGGUCUUGAAUGUUGCAUUCUCCCCUGAUGACACGCACUUUGUAUCCAGUUCUUCUGACAAAAGUGUAAAAGUCUGGGAUGCCAGUUCCAGGAUGUGUGUGAACACAUUCUUUGAUCAUCAGGACCAAGUGUGGAGUGUUAAAUACAACGGCACAGGAUCCAAGAUCAUCUCCGCAGGGGACGACCGCGCCAUUCAUAUUUACGACUGUCCAGUCUGAUGCUCUCCUUUUACCUUCUGUCCCUGUCCUGCCGCUGUGGACGCCUUGUUUGCCUUGGAAAUGGCUUCCCCGUGCUUUGUCACCCUACCAAUGAGUCAGCAGAUCCUUAAGCCUUGGCAACCAAUGAGUCGGCAGAUCCUUAAGCCUUGGCGACUGACAGCAUUGAGCGUUUUAGCAGUUUUUCUUUGAUAAUUCCAAGCCAGUUAUUUCCACUUCUCAAAUGAACUUUUUCCUCUAAGUUCUCCUGGCAAAAAAUUAAAAAAAAUUCUGAAUAGCCUGACCUUUUAUGCCAGAGUUCAAUGUUUUUUUUGUGCUUCGUUUUUUUUUUUACAAAUUAAAUAUUCAAUUUGACCAUU
Molecule: messenger RNA, 1485 nt
Organism: Clupea harengus (Atlantic herring)
Lineage: Eukaryota; Metazoa; Chordata; Actinopteri; Clupeiformes; Clupeidae
Gene: skic8
Product: SKI8 subunit of superkiller complex
Cellular component (GO): Cdc73/Paf1 complex
Molecular function (GO): protein binding
Source: RefSeq, a predicted model, not a curated record